UAAUUCUUUCAUUGUCUUUUUGGUUUACUUUUGCGGGUUCGGGGCUCCCGCUCUGCAAUUUUUCGUUCGACUUGCUCGAUAGUGGGAUAUCGCGACAAUGAACAACGGCGGUCAAUCCAACUCGAGCUCAGAUUAUCGUGCCAUGGCCCCGUUUGUCAACCCUCAAGACUCGUACGCGUCACGCAAGGCCAAGAUCGAGGAGGCUAAACGAAAGCUAGUCGAAAUGGAACUACAAAAUGAUCUGGAGGAGGCUGUAAGACAAGGGCGGGAGGCUGAGCAGAGACUGGCAGCAAUGAAAGCCAAGGCAGCGGAAAUACCCAUCGUGACCGGGCUUUCAUCAGCAAGCGGCUCUGUGCAUUAUCCUAAUGCAGUCUAUCAGUCUGCGGAAGAAGCACCCUUGACAGCCAGAAUCGAAGGAGAAGUACGCGAUUCCCCUCCAAAUUCCUCUAGGCCGCCCAUACAAAUGACACAUAACCACCAACGUAACUACCCAACUACCAAUCAGUCACAACAGACAGGAUUUCAGGGGGAUAUUCCUCAAAUUUCAACGCAGCCACUGCUCCAGAGGCCAUCCUUUGCGCAAACACAAUCACAGGCAGCAGCACGGUCCCAAAGCUCGCAUGCACCAUAUCCUCUUGCCCCCUCAUUUGCUGUUCAUGGCUAUCAACAUUCACACCAAGCCUCGUCUACGCCCUAUCAGACCACGUAUCAGGGUGACCAGCCUCAUCAACAGCCGCGGUCUAGACAUAGUGAGGAAUAUUGGGCAAAGCAGAGUCAAAAGUAUGCGGCAGAGCUGGCUGGUGCAGGGAUAUCCCAUUAUGCCACUCAAGUUCAACAUCGAGUAGCUUCCCCAGCUGCACCGUCCGUCGCGACUAUCGUCUCAUCGACUCAACAUCCGUCUUUGUCAUCCGCAGAACCACAGACUACUAAUCGUCAAUCCUCAGGCAACCUUGCUCAGUCCGUCAUCACGAAACCAGAGUUCAUUCGGCGGUUCCAGUUGGCUUGCAACGGUAAGGCGCAAAUCCUUCGAAACUUUCUGAGCUCGAAUCCUGUGGCUGUGGAAUGGUGGUCUGAAGCUGCGCGCAGCGUCAAUCCAAAAAAUCUCAAAGACGAGGGAGUAGUCAAGAUGCUUAAUGACAUGAAAAAUCUUACGUGGUCUUCCUUUCAUCGAGGCAAUUCUUCAGCCUCUGCCAGUACCGACGUUCAUGUUCCUACAGCAAUCUCGGCAACAUCUGUAGCCACAGUUCAACCUUUGCCCCCGCCUACGAAUCCUCCGUCCGCUCAACAAAUGCUAGCAAGUCUCGGUUCAAAGGAAGACUUCGUGCGAUACUUCCAUGAACGAUUUCAGCGAGCAGACGUGAACGUGAUUGUCGACUUCCUCAUGCGAAAACUGCAUUCCGUGCCGGAGGAGUGGCGGAGGGCGCUCCUCGGCACUCUAACUCCAGAGUUGUUAAAGGAAUUUGGUCAUGCAUUGACUCGUGCAAAGGCUUCAACAGCUAGCAAACAUUUACCUGCGACUAGUACUACGAUGCCGGAUGCCUCCUCCAAUGGUGUGCCGACCGUCGCGCAGCAAAGUCGAACCACUGCUGCCAGCAAUGUUGUUACACCUGCAACUAUGCACACUACAUCUGAGUCAUCAAAGUCGAUUCCCGUACCCCCCAGACCAUCUGUUACCAAAAGUACGCAGGUUAAGUCCACGAAUGCACAUCCCCCCAGGGCGUCGACUUCAAAUCGCACUGUUGCAACUACCGUCGCUGCAUUGGCCACCAAGACAACCCCUGCACCUCAAGCACAAGCAUCCGUAUCGACUACGCAGACGGCGCCUUCAGCGCCCUCAAUGCAGCCAGCUAUAUCUCUGACCGGGACUAGUAUAUAUGGACAAGUGGAGGGCAGUGCUUAUCGCCCAUUCAGUGUACCCCCUCCAAUGAGUAUACCAAGUGCCGACGGCAAUGUUGCUCAAUACGCGUAUGAUCCGUAUUCGAAGAAAUACGUGCGGGUGGAUAUUCCGAAUGAGCACACAGUAUCGUCAGGAUCGAAUGCGGGUACACAUCACCAUGCCCCUGUGUCAAAAACAUAUGAUGGGCAGCAGCCGCCAGCUCUCGUGCCCCAGGGCAUACCAGUGUCCACGCAAGCUCCACCCACCGUAUUGAUCCCGCCCGCUACUCCACUACGACGGGAACAGAAUGGAGCUGCCCCAGUGGCGCGCACACCGCAACAGGCCGAUAGGUCGCGGCUCGCAAAAGAUAUCCUACGGUCAUUAGGAAUAAACCCGCCACCCGCGACGGCGGAAGAAGAGGAAGAGGCUGAUGAGGAAGCUGACGUAUCACCGGGAAAUUUACCAGCAACCGUAGAGCAUCAGCAGGAGACACCACCAUCUCGUAACUUAUCAGCUGAACCCCUUCACGAAGCCCCACAGGAGAUUAGCCUUUUGCAACCUCCUUCGAAUGGUUUGAUGGAACAAGAACAGCAGCCUCAAACACAAACACGGCAAAGUCCUAUCAAGGAAGCCGUUGCUAAUGACAUAAUCAUGGGUGAUGAACCAGGUACUACUACUCCCGAAAAGGACACUGCCUCCCCCGAAUUCUCAAUACCUGCUACUACACUAUGUCCAGCAUCCGCGUCUAUGGAUCAGGAGGAGUUGGCGCGUGGAGUUGAUGGAAUGUCGAUAGCCACUAAUGUGCACCGUUCCGAGCCUAGUCGAGAAGAUGGGCCUAUCGACAGUCCCAUAUCAUUCCCAGAUCUUGAUGAGCCUCUACCGCCUGCGCUUGAACCUGUGGGCAUCUCAUCUUCCGCCCCCAGCUUCAGGGAGCAAUCGCGCGAAAAGAGUGGGGACAAUGGGAGUGGAGCUCUUCCGCUUUUCCUGCCGUCGCUGUCGGCAUCACCUGCACCCUCUGACCAUUCUAGUGUCCCACUUCCACCGGAGACGGACGAUGAGGUUUUAAUGACAGAAUCCAUCCUGCGUGGUGGUUCGCCUUCUAAGAGCCGCGUAGAUUUGUUGGAUGUCGAUCACGCACGGACAUCACUACGAAGUGUGAAGAGGAAGAAAGGUCAAAGGGUCUAUGUGUUAGUACCACCGCCUCCUCCUGAGCUUAGGAGGGCUAUCAAGAAACGAAAGCUGGAGGAUCAAGGCAUAGUCUCUGGUUCAGAGGAGGAAGAGUCCAAAUACAAUGAUUUCGAACAAGCCCUCAUCGCGGACUGCAGAGUCCGAAUGGUUGAGAGACCCUGCCAAUGGAAUGGAUGUGACGCUCUGAUAAACUGCGGCGAGAACCUCUAUUUGCAUCUCAAGUUGCACUUGCAAGAGACUAGCUCUCAGGCAAGUGGAUUUUUGACGGCAAGAUCAGGUGACUCACCAAUCAUCUCAAGGGGUCCUUUAUAUGCCACUGGCAGGCAUGUCCUCGGAGGUUCAAGUCGGCAGCAGCUUUGGAAAAACACCUACAGAAACAUUCAUACUUCCCUCUGCCAUGUCCUCUUGCAAAUUGUUCAGAUGUUUUCGAUAAACCAGUUGAGGCGAUGGGACAUGAAGUGCGCCACCAGCAACAGGAAUCAAUCAAGAAGUUGGAGAUGAAACAGCCCCCAAAACCUCUCGCGCCAAAAAUACCUCCAAUGCUAGAUCCUCCUCCCAAUAGUCUGCCAUCUUAC
Messenger RNA from Suillus subaureus, 3639 nucleotides. RefSeq lists its product as uncharacterized. The coding region runs from base 98 to 3565 and encodes 1155 amino acids. Lineage: Eukaryota; Fungi; Basidiomycota; Agaricomycetes; Boletales; Suillaceae. The transcript has 10 exons. The record is from RefSeq and is a predicted model, not a curated record.